Messenger RNA from Salarias fasciatus (jewelled blenny), 1766 nucleotides. RefSeq names its product NADPH oxidase 4 (gene nox4). Gene Ontology annotation, molecular function: superoxide-generating NAD(P)H oxidase activity. Gene Ontology annotation, cellular component: NADPH oxidase complex; plasma membrane. NCBI's taxonomy places the organism in Eukaryota, Metazoa, Chordata, Actinopteri, Blenniiformes, Blenniidae. Gene Ontology annotation, biological process: superoxide anion generation; defense response. The transcript is spliced from 18 exons. The record is from RefSeq and is a predicted model, not a curated record. The coding region runs from base 70 to 1752 and encodes 560 amino acids.
CAGCGGUUCAGGACGGAUCCCCCGGCCGCGGGACGCAGCGACACUUCGGCGGAGAGUUUGCGCGGCGCCAUGGGGCUGUCGGUGCGGAGCUGGGUCGCCAACGAGGGAGGGAAGCACUUGGUCCUGAUGCUGUGGCUGGGAGCCAACACCUGGCUGUUCCUCAGAACCUUCCUGCUCUACUCCACUGGACAGCAGUACCACUACCUCUACAAGAUGCUCGGGCUCGGCCUGUGCAUCAGCAGGGCCGCUGCAUCAGUGCUGAACCUGAACUGCAGCUUGGUCCUGCUGCCCAUGUGUCGCUCGCUGCUGACCUUCGUACGAGGAACACACGUGGUAUCAAGCAGGAAAACUCGCAGACUGCUGGACAAGAGCAAGACCUUUCAUGUGGCAUGCGGCGUCGCCAUCUGCAUCUUCUCCGUUGUGCACGUUUCUGCCCACCUGGUGAAUGUCGUCAACUUCAGCGCAGGCUACUCAGACGACUUUCCUUCUCUCAAUCUGGCUCGCUACAGAGGAGAGGACCCCAAGCUGAUUAUUCUAACUACAAUCCCAGGAAUCACAGGCGUCGUGUUGGUUCUCAUCCUUUUCUUGAUGUUCAUGUCCUCCUCCUAUUGCGUACGGAUGUCCAACUACGAGAUCUUCUGGUACACGCACAACCUCUUCAUAAUAUUCUACAUAGUCCUGAUGGUGCACAUGGUCGGUGGAGCUCUGAAGUAUCAGACCAACAUCGAGGCCCACCCCCCCGGCUGUCUCGGAGCCAACCAGAGCAGCGCGCAGCGGCAGGGCCUGGAGGAUCUGGAUCAGGCUGAAGAUGAGGAGAGCAGAUGCAGAGAGGAAGCUCACUUCCAGCCACACUAUCCCCAGACUUGGCUUUGGGUGUCCGGUCCACUCUGCCUCUACUGCGUGGAGCGCUUCUACCGCUACAUCCGGAGCAGCGACCCUGUUACCAUAGUGACCGCCGUCAGGCACCCCUGCAAUGUCAUUGAGUUACGCAUGUUGAAGAAAAACUUCAAAGCCCGACCUGGACAGUAUAUUGUUCUCAACUGUCCAGGUGUGUCUUCGUUUGAGAACCAUCCCUUCACACUGACGACGUGUCCCACAGAGAACAAGAAAACUUUUGGCAUCCAUCUGCGGGUUGUGGGAGACUGGACUGAACGCUUCACGCAGCUGCUACUUCCUCAGCCGACGCUCAACUUGGAGAUCCUUCCCAUGGUGCACCAGAGGAGAUACCCAAAGCUCUACGUGGACGGCCCUUUUGGAAGUCCAUCAGAGGAAGUGUUUAACUACGAUGUCAGUCUCUGCGUCGCAGGCGGAAUCGGAGUCACGCCGUUUGCCUGUGUGCUUCAUGCUCUCCUUGACGGCUGGACGGGGUUCAGGUUGCAGAGGCUGUAUUUUGUGUGGGUCUGCAGGGAGCUUCAGUCCUUCUACUGGUUUUCAGAGUUAUUGAUCGCUCUGCAUCACAAGCUUUGGCGAGAAAACAGACCAGACUACUUCAAUGUGAAGCUGUACGUCAGUCAGACGGACAGCCUGCAAAGCAUAUCGGAGGAGAAAUAUCGCCCGCUCACGUCAAGGCUGCUGGUUGGUCGGCCCAGGUGGAAAUUGCUUUUGGAUGAAAUCGGAAAGGCCAACAAACAUAAGCGUGUCGGCGUGUUCUGCUGUGGACCGAAGGGCAUUUCAAGGACACUCCACAGACUGUGUAACUCAGCCCGACCCUCCGGGGCGACCUUCGAAUUCAAUAAGGAGUCAUUCAGCUGAUUGAGGAAGAUUUU